This is a messenger RNA of Aspergillus campestris IBT 28561, 1239 nucleotides long. RefSeq names its product carnosine N-methyltransferase family protein. The transcript has 2 exons. Bases 1 to 1239 code for a protein of 412 amino acids. Gene Ontology annotation, molecular function: S-adenosylmethionine-dependent methyltransferase activity. Lineage: Eukaryota; Fungi; Ascomycota; Eurotiomycetes; Eurotiales; Aspergillaceae. The record is from RefSeq and is a predicted model, not a curated record.
AUGACUGUCCAUCCCCCCACCGACGACUCGGAAACUCGUAGCUGGGCUGGGGAUUAUGAUCCAUUGGCCGACCCAGAGGACCGGCGAGUGCUCUUUGCGGCUCUUGAUUCUUUCAGACAAUACCGGAGAACAGCCCACGCCAACACCACCCACCGGCGACGCCAGGCGUUCUAUGCACUCCCGCCUGCACACUUGCAGCUGCUGUCAGAGCCGCCGUUCUCCCUGCUGGACAGCUUCACCCGCGUGGAUGAGGCCAUCGAUGUGAAUGCCGAUAUUGCAGACGCCAUUCUCGCCACAGGCCUCGCCUCCUUUGAACUUGAGGGGAGUAGUGACUCUACCGAUGCUAGUCGGAAAUGGCGGGAAACUGCCACUUCUUCGGACGUCAACAAGGCCUAUUCGACUAUUCGUCAGUUCUACCGGGACUGGAGCGCCGAAGGGGCAGUGGAACGCGAUAUCUGCUACGGCCCCGUGCUCCGCGACCUCAAGGAGGAAUUCGCCAAGGAAAAUGCCACGGAGGAAGAGAUCAAGGUCUUAGUUCCUGGUGCCGGUCUCGGGAGAUUGGUCUUCGAAGUCUGUCGCGCGGGGUUUGCCGCGGAGGGCAAUGAGAUCUCGUACCAUCAAUUGCUGGCCAGCAGCUGGAUCUUAAACCACACGUCCGGCCCACAACAACAUACGCUGUAUCCCUUUGCGCUGCAGUUCUCCAACCUCCAGUCGCGCGAGCAACAACUCCAAACGGUGCAGAUCCCGGACAUCCAUCCCGGAGCGGCAAUGUAUGAAUCUCUUCAAGAAGGUGGACACUUCGGGACGAUGAGCAUGUCCGCGGCCGAUUUUGUGGUGCUCUACAGCAGCCCAUCCAACAAAGAACAAUACGACGCCGUCGCCACCGUCUUCUUCAUAGACACCGCACCCAAUCUCAUCCGCUACGUCGAAACCAUCCACCACUGUUUGAAGUCAAACGGCCUCUGGGUCAACGUGGGUCCCCUCCUGUGGCAUUUCGAGGACGUCGACCACCGCGCGAACCAACCCUCCAAGUCUGAGGGGGAACCCCAGGGGAUUGAGGAGCCCGGGAGGGUGGAGCUUACCGAAGCGGAAGUAUUUGCUUUGAUUGAGCGCAUGGGCUUCGUGAUCGAGAAACGGCAGCCAGAGGAUGAGCGACCGCUAUGUGGGUACAUCCAGGAUCCCCGUAGUAUGCGACAGAGCCUCUAUCGGCCGUCCCACUGGACAGCGCGGAAGAAAUGA